UCCAGCGCUCCAGCACCGCACCAAUGUCGUGGCUCACGCGCUCCAUCGCCGCCACGCUCUCCUCGCCGCGCGGCGAGCCCGAUCCCGACGCCUACUCCGACUCCGAGGCCUCCUCCGCCGACAGGGCGGCCGCGGAGGGGUCCUCGCCGUCGCCGCGCGACCCCGAGGAGGAGGAGGAGCCCGAGCAGCCCAACACCCCGAGCCGCGGCGUCAAGGACGACAUCUCCGAGCUCACCGAGACCCUCACGCGCCGCCUCUGGGGCGUGGCGUCCUUCCUCGCCCCGCCUCCGCCGCCACCGGAGCCCUCGUCCCAGCGCGAGGAGGACGGCGGGGGCGGGGAUGCGGAAGAGGAGGCCGACCCGCAGUCGCCGCGCAUCGCCGGGAUCCGGAGCGACCUGGCGGAGAUCGGGGGCAGGGUGAGGAGCGGCAUCUCCAUGCUGCAGAGCAACCUGGCCGUGGCCGAGAUCUCCAAGAUCGCGUCCUCGCUCCUGCCCUUCGGCCAGGAGGAGGCCGACGAAGGGGAGCCCGUCGUCGGCGCCACCGAGGAGGUGCUGGUCUUCGUCAGGCACAUCUCGACGCGGCCUGAGACGUGGCUUGAUUUCCCUCUCUUCGUCAGCGAGCGUUAUGCAGAUGAUUUUGAACUAUCGGAUGCUCAGUACGUCCAUGCAUUAUCCAUGGAGCAUCUCGUGCCAAGCCUAUCAGAAUUGAAGGUUCAGAUUUGCUCAACUGAUAUGAGUGAAGCAUGUUUCUGGAAGAUCUAUUUUGUGCUUCUGUACUCAAAGCUCAACAAACAAGAUGCUGAACUUCUAUCAACACCACAGAUCCUAGAAGCAAGGGAGGAGUUGCUGCAAAGUUUACAGGCUAAGAAUAAGCGAGGAUCUGAAAGUACUGGGGAACCAUCAGAGAAUGCGAACGCAUUCUCUCCCCCUACUAAGGAGAAGGUGAUACAGCCUUCAAGCAUUCAAGAUAAAGAGGCCAUAUCGGAGGUUCGGUCCUUCGAAGAAGCCACUUCCGACAUCACACCAGAAAUCGUGGCUGAGAAGUUCCCAGUUUCAACCACUGAGGUGGAAAUCGUUGACAAGUCAGUGAUCGAAGAAGAGUUGUCUGUGAAAGACAAAAGCAAGACUUCAUCAGUUGAGUCCAGACCUCGCGCCGACGAGGAUGAAGUGGACGAAUGGCCAGAUGAUGACACAGACGAGGAGCCUGAGGCCCCUGGGACAGCAAGCAACAGGCCGUCGCUGGGGCAGGAGGAGGAUGUGUCAUUCAGCGAUCUGGAAGACGACGAGGAUGAUGACAAUAAAAGGGUGGGCAAGUAGCUAAGCUACCGCAAGGGUCCAGUUCGUGCCUGGCACAAUCAUCCCAGCCUCCAACAGUUCCACAAGCACACGAGCGCAUGCUGCCUUCACUCAAGGGACUACAGAUAUGCAGUGAUGGAUGGGUCAUGGGUUGAAGUAAUGAGUCCCAAAGCUGGCUGGCCCUGUGAUGGCCUGAAUUAGGACAGUAAUGAUAAGCCUCUGAAGCUCGUGUUAGUGUUGAUGGUGAGCAGUACGCCUGUAUCAUUGCAUUGGCCUGUUUCUGUACAUAGAGCCCUCUGGGCGGGGCUGGCUGCUGUAUAAACCAACCUGGCAACCAAUCACUCUGUCGAUCUGAGUUUUCGUGCUCGCUGUUCGUUUCUUGCAACAGGCGUGCAUGCGCUGAAUAAUGCUCGCUGUGUAGCAAGACCUUUGGUUUGGGCUCCCCGUAAUUAGAUCUGAAUACAAAUCUUUGCUUGGGUAUCAUUGUCCAAGAUAUA
Molecule: messenger RNA, 1792 nt
Organism: Lolium rigidum
Lineage: Eukaryota; Viridiplantae; Streptophyta; Magnoliopsida; Poales; Poaceae
Exons: 3
Coding region: 24-1316 (430 amino acids)
Source: RefSeq, a predicted model, not a curated record